AUGUGCUUGAGAUGCAGCCUUGUCGCAACUGCGUGUCAUGGAACCUUGAUUGUGAAUUGGGAGUAUCACGGCGAGGAAAGUAAGCAUUCCUCGGCUCUUUGCCUCCGUUUCAUACCAAUAUCUCUCGGUAGAUACCCUCGUCGGAACAAGAAAGCCUCACAAGGACCGAGUGAGGCCUCGCAAAGCGCGUCGGCUGCUCCACUUCCUCGGCAGAGCUCUAUUCAUGAUCGCUUAUUGCAUUACGCACCAUCAAAUCGUGCCGAGACGGAGAAAGGCGUCGUUCAUAAAACUGUGUUUCUCGGUGAAUCAAGUCCCUUGACAUGUGUUGUUGAUGAGGGCCAGCGAUCGCUUGACAAAGGAAAUGCAUGCGGGAUCCAGAAGGGACGACUGCACUAUUCUAUCUCGGAGCUUCGCGGCUCUGCAGAAUCGCUUGAUAAUUCUCUGAGCCAACGCAGGAAGUCUCUCCAAGAUCGUCUCAUUCGCGAGAGUGCUCUGAUCUUUCCAUCACCUGCGAUCUGUGACGUACUUCUCCAUGCAUAUUUUGAAUGGUUCCACCCAUGCUUCCCAAUCCUCGAUCGUUCACAGAUCCAGGAUGAAUAUCAUGAAAACAAAAUUUCGCCUCUCCUCCUUCAGGCAAUUCUCUUCAUUGGAGUGAGUAUAUGCUCGGAUGUCAGUUUGAAUACGACAGGGUACAACGAUCGUUACCAGGCGAAGGGCACCUUUUAUUGGCGUGCAAAAGAGAUAUAUGAUGUCGGAUGGGAGACUGACACAAUUAUCAAGCUACAAUCCUUGUUUUUGCUAAGCUUUUGGCGCGGAGGCCCUACUGAGGAGCGAGACGUUCGCUUUUGGCUUGGGGCAGCUAUUGACUUGGCCCAGAAAAAGGGCAUGCAUGUGAUGUCCAAGUUGCCUUUUUUGAGUGAGCGUGACCAAAAAAUUUGGAAAAGGAUUUGGUGGGCGUUAUAUGUGAUGAAGCCACUCAACGAUAUGGAUCUACCGUCGCUAAUGGAGCAACAGGUUCGUGACCAGCAAACUUCCGCUGCACUGGGAUUACCAUCUCGUAUUCGCGAUGAAGAUUGUCAAGUUGAAGGGCUUAACAUACCAGAUUUCGAAGAGGACAGUUCUGCUUCAACCUCUGAGACUUUUCAGAAACCGCCCGCGGCGCACGUUCCCUACGUGAUCGGGAUGGCGCAACUUGCCAAAUUAUUACGUGAGGUUGUCACUAGCCAGUAUCUACCUGGUCGGUCAAAAUUGGAUAACCCAUCGCGCCCGUUACUUCGCAAGCGUUUGACAGAGUGGGAAUCCAACCUGCCGACAGAAAUGCGACUUGAAAUAUCUACAAGUCGAAAUGUGAUGUUCCUAGUUGGCAUGCUCCAUAUGGCUUAUAACAAUCUAUACAUUUUGCUCUAUCGACCCAUAUUUCUCCAACAGCCAAGUGGGUCGACAAACAUUGAGGGCAAUAUCGCUUUAGAAGCAGCCACAAGGAGUACGCGUAUUCUUGAGGAUAUGCUUUCUGAUAACUUGGUGCAACACGGGCCAGUACAUCUGAUCACGCACACAUUCUCUGCCUUGUGCAUCCACACUAUUCACUUUUCGCGAGUGGCUAGCACGGCCCGGAAACUCGCAGAACAUCGGGCAAAGUUGUGUCUCCUCGGACUCAAGGAACUUCAGAAGUCUUGGGACUUGGAGAACUGGGUCUUGGAUCUUUUCUUCCGUUGCCUGGAUGAUCGCAUUGCUCGGAAUCUUCGGCUGGCCGACUUCGGGAUGUCAUCCUCGGGACCACCAGGGCAAUCAUUCAAGAUCUCACAAACACCCGAUUCUCCAGCACUGAGUGCUCCCUCAAAUGAUACUAGUAGCACUCUCGCUCCACCUGGAAAUGAAAGUUCUGCGUUCAUGGCGCAGGUAAAUGCAACAGAUGACGCAUCCAUCAAUAUGGACUGGUAUGAGCUCUUCAACGUGGAUGGAGAUGACUUUUCAGGGCUUGCUGGAUCUUUGACAAACCCGGACUACCUGAACCCUCAAAAUCUAGAAUUCUUGUACCGCUUUCUAUAA
Penicillium atrosanguineum is the source of this 2049-nucleotide messenger RNA. Its product is annotated as fungal specific transcription factor domain-containing protein. The record is from RefSeq and is a predicted model, not a curated record. The transcript has 5 exons. Gene Ontology annotation, molecular function: zinc ion binding; DNA binding. NCBI's taxonomy places the organism in Eukaryota, Fungi, Ascomycota, Eurotiomycetes, Eurotiales, Aspergillaceae. Gene Ontology annotation, biological process: DNA-templated transcription. The coding region runs from base 1 to 2049 and encodes 682 amino acids.